AUGCGAGAAAAUAAUUUUAACGAAAAUGGUUUCACCAACGAUGAAGAUAAUUUUAGUGACAGCGACAAUAGUUCUGAUUAUGAUUCCAGUGACAACGGUGACGGCAGCGAUUCUAAUGUCGACUAUUUUGAUGAGGAAG
Acaulospora colombiana is the source of this 139-nucleotide messenger RNA. The record is from the annotation of a GenBank genome assembly. Lineage: Eukaryota; Fungi; Glomeromycota; Glomeromycetes; Diversisporales; Acaulosporaceae.